Molecule: messenger RNA, 2317 nt
Organism: Hyalella azteca
Lineage: Eukaryota; Metazoa; Arthropoda; Malacostraca; Amphipoda; Hyalellidae
Exons: 2
Coding region: 697-2313 (538 amino acids)
Source: RefSeq, a predicted model, not a curated record
UUCAAGAUUUAAACCAAUUUCUUAUCUAUGACAAUGUGUGUAUGAUAGUAUCCACGAUACUUUCAUACUUUGCUGGUCUACAAAUAAGAUUCAAAAAUGAAUUGUGGAAGAGCCUGAUAAAAAGUCCCUGUUUCAACACUAUGCUAUGAUACAAACUAGUGGCAAACCAGAGAUUUUUCAGAAUCAGUUCAUUUUUAAUUUCCUCAUCUACUUUAUAUUUUAAUCAAUUUCUUCCUUAUGAUAAUGGCAGUAUCCUAGAUAUUUACUAGUAUACUUAAAGGAAUCAGUCAAUCAAAAAUGUACUUGAGGAAGGGCAACAAGAAAAUGUUCUCCUCUGCCACUAUACAAUAUAAUGUAGAUUAUAGAAGCCAAUUGAUGAGAAUUUUUAGUUUUAAUUCAUUACCUGAAUUUGAAUUAGUCAUAUAGCUGAUGUGGAAUAAUGAAAUUAACUGUGCAAUUUUGAUUCUCACACCCAUUGGCUGAAACUUGCUUGAUUCCUUGAUAUGUGUCCUGACAGUCCUGUGAAUGAAUAUUAAUGACCUUAUAAGUUAAAGUUAUGACCUACCUAAAUUAAAGUGCUAAAGCCUAAAUUUGUUUGAAAUUUGUUGAGGCAGAAGCUGAGCAGGCUGGAUUUAGGCUAGACUCCAUUAUUCAUAUUCCUAAAAGUAUACUAACAAAUUAAUAAUUUCAGGUAAUAUGACUAUGAAGCUCUCAUCCAGCUGGCAAACUGCUGAUGGCUUCAUCAUUGAUAAUGGAUUUCAGGUGUGCACCGACGUGCCUGCUGCUCUCCCAGAUCUGCUGUUGGAGGAGAAAUCUUUUGUGCUGAUGCCAGAUGAUAAGACGGCCUCUCCCUGCAGCCUCGUGCUACAGUGUGGCGAUGCUGCCGCUGUCUCCUCCGUUACGCUGGUUUCUGAGUCGAGACUGGUAGAAGUUUUUAUUGGCGAUUAUGGAGAAUAUUACACAAGCAUAAAAAGCAGCAUUAUGGAGAAAUUUCAUGAUUCAAUUAUAUGCAGAACUGACAUUAAGUUGGAGAAACCAUGCACCAAAGUCAAGUUAUUACUCAAAAACAACUAUGAUGACACAUCUGUUAUGAUCUAUGGAGUUUUUGCCCAAGUGCAAGAAGUGUCUUCGGGGAACGCGCAUCAAAACUCAGCUGGGAGGUUCUCAAGCAGGCAGCUGAGCUCUCUGGUAGCAGAGAGGAACCUGCAUCUCUCAGACAAGGCUUUGUCACUCAAAAAGCUAGUGGAACUUUAUAAUGACAACCUCGAGAACAAUUCUGCCACGUCACUGAGCAGCUUCAUUCCUCUUAUGGGCAUGGGUUUAUCACUCGGUCGUGCGCCAGAUAAUGGGUGCAGUCAAGUUGCAGGGCAGUCGAUCAAAUCCGUUCCAAACGUUAAAUGGAACUGCAAAGAAACCUCAAAUGAAAACCUUCAUGAUGCAGCAAGAGGAAAUAAUAACCAUAUGCAUUCCAAUAAUUCUCACAGUAUUUUUGGUUCUGAAAGACAAUCACGGCUUAUUUCAAACGGUAACACUGAUAAUAAAGAAAAUGUGAUUACUGCAGUUGAUGGUCUAAAAAACUUGAAUAAAGAUGAUCUGUUAGAGAUGUUUAGUCAAAAUUUGAAUUUUAAGAAUCUAGUAGGAAUGAAGGUCCCAUCACCAGGAGCUGGGCAUGUCAAGUUCAACAAGGACUUUGCGUCUGCUGAAGAUCGCUGUUCUCAGCUCAUGGGAGUAAACAAUUCUACUAUGAAGCUGGAGCAGUUGGAUGUAGUGAAUGGAGUUUUAGUCUCCGAAUCUGGUCGUGAUGCAUCUUUUUCAACAUCAAUGAAGGCCCCUUUUGUCAGCUCUGAAAUAGCAGUCAGCUCUCCAACAACCACCAACAAUAUCGCACUCCCAACAGGUAGUCAAGUUUCAGUUGUGUCCUCAAACUCGUCAAGCUAUCAGUGCCCAGUGACAGUCUCCUCUGUUCCUCACACAAAUACUUCCCCUGCAGUGACAGCCAACAAAGAAAACACCAGAGCAGCCUGUGAGCAGUCGAGCCUGGCUGCCCAUAAAGGACCAAGUGAAGGGAUUCCCCUCAGCGAGUCAGCAGCUGCUACUUUCGCCCCAGCGGUGUGUGGGUGUGGACGGCUUCAGCAAAUUAUAAACGAGCGGCUUGACAAACUCGAGUCCAGACUUGAAGACCUAUUUGAAACUAAGCUACAGAACUUCGUGGAUGCCAGGUUGAGUUCUUUUGAAGCUCGGUUGGAACAAAUCGUGGCCGAGAAAUUAAGGCCUAGUGCUGACCCAGAAAUAAUAUUAGGUCACGACAGUUAGUGUG